Messenger RNA from Notechis scutatus (mainland tiger snake), 1740 nucleotides. Lineage: Eukaryota; Metazoa; Chordata; Lepidosauria; Squamata; Elapidae. The record is from RefSeq and is a predicted model, not a curated record.
AUGCAUACAGGUUUACAUGUGACUAUAUGGAUAACAGCUAAUUAUUCACAUGAAAGCUGUGUGACAACAAAGAACAUUUCAAUCAUGCCUAGAGAAAUAGAAAAAUGCCCUUCACCAGUCAACGUAAACACACAACAAUUAUUCAAUAAGCUAAUAAUAACAUGGGAGUCACCACAAAAUAUAUUACAGUAUGAAUUGCAAUACAAGGACUUAAUGCAAAGAACCUCAUCCUGGAUACCGGUCUCCAUGGAGAUGAAAGCUUUUAAUGUUACUAUCCCGGAUGUAAACCCAGCAUCAUCCUACAUGGUUCGCCUCAGAUGCAUACCCAAGAAUAACUCCUGUUCUGUUUGCCUUUGGACAGAAGAAAUUGGUAUCCCAUACAAGCUUACCAAAAAUCCUACAAUUUUGGAAAAUAUAACUAAAGAGAUCUCACCAGGGAAAAGAAGUGUCUUUCUUACAUGGGAGACUGAUGAAAGCAAGCAUACCAUUGGAUAUUUCGUACAUAUUAAGAGAAUACUUGACUCCUUCCAUGGAAUAACAUCUCUCAACAUAAAGAAAACUUGGCUGCGUCUAAAUGUCUCAAUGGCAGCUUACCAUAUUAAAAUCACUGCCUAUAAUGAACAUGGAAAGUCGUCUUCAGUGAUAUACAGGGUUCCAGAUUUCAUAUCAACAUAUUCAGAUUUACCUGGUCAUCUCAUUAUUUCAAAUCAGCAAAAUUAUACCAUUAUAACCUGGAAUCUAAAAGAUAACCCUGAUUGCCUUGCUAUUGAUUGGGGCACUGGAAUAGAAGACACGAAAUCUAAAUGUUUCUGUCAAAAUGAAACAAAUGUAAUACUUGAUCACCUCCAACCUUAUCAGUUAUAUAAAGUAAUGCUGCAUGCAUUGGACUGUCAAAGCAAGGACUUAAUAAAAGAUGAACAGACAUUGGCGGUGGCCAACUUCUAUGCGGUGGAAGGAGUUCCCAGGAUAGGUCCAGCUCAUGUAACAAUUCCAGUUAUGGCGAAACAUUCAGCUGUUGUGAAAUGGACUGAGAUACCUACAAAAGAUUGCUUGGGUUUCCUUUUGGGAUAUAGAAUUCACUACACAGAAGUCACAAACAGCAUCUCUUGGGCUGUUACUCUCAAUUCUUCAAUGAGACAGUACCGCUUGGCUGAUCUUAAGGCAAAUACCCAUUAUACAGUCCACAUCUCUGGCAUCACUAGAAAAGGAGAAGGAGCUCAAAGCCAGCCGCAAGAUUUUACUACACUGAAAUAUGAUCAAAGAGAAUUUGAAGGAAUGGUGGUUGGCCUAUGUCUUGGCCUCAUAAUAAUUCCAGCUAUUACUAUCACAAUUUGUUCCUCAGUUCUGAAACGAUCAAGAAAAUCAUGCUGGCCACCUGUCCCAAAUCCGAGAGAUAGCAGUGCUAUGCAAGUUGCAGAAAAAACUUUUCCAGUGGCUCUCCUGAAACCCAGUUUACAACCAUUGCUUCCUUCUGCACCACUGAACGAAGCCGAUAAGCUUUAUGUGAUAACAGAUGAUUUGGAGGCAUUUCCUCCAAGUCCAGCAACUGGGAGAGUUUUCACAGAAUAUUCUGAAGCAGUUGUAAGAGAAAAGGAAGGAACACUUCCCAAGCCUAACAGAGUAAACGCCAGCGAGAAGGCAAAGGCAGGUCUUCACCUUGAUUAUGUCGGUAUGGAAUUCAGUCACAAAGCCAUGCAGAAGCUUUCAGAGAAUCUGCCUACGAAAACGGUCCACCUCUAA